This is a messenger RNA of Medicago truncatula (barrel medic), 1699 nucleotides long. Its product is annotated as cytochrome P450 71D11. The coding region runs from base 1 to 1524 and encodes 507 amino acids. The record is from RefSeq and is a predicted model, not a curated record. The transcript has 2 exons. NCBI's taxonomy places the organism in Eukaryota, Viridiplantae, Streptophyta, Magnoliopsida, Fabales, Fabaceae. Gene Ontology annotation, molecular function: heme binding; oxidoreductase activity, acting on paired donors, with incorporation or reduction of molecular oxygen; monooxygenase activity.
AUGGCUUUUCAAAUUCUCAGUUUUUUCACUAUUUUUAUGUUCAUGAUAAUUGCACUCAAAAUUAGGAAUCAUUACAAAAAAUAUGACUUCGGUAAAAAUAUACCUCCAGGGCCAUGGAAGUUACCCAUUUUAGGAAAUAUUCUCCAUCUUGUUGCAAGAAACCCACCUAGAAGAUUAAGAGAUUUAGCCAAAAAAUAUGGACCCUUGAUGCAUCUUCAACUUGGUGAGAUCUUUUUCAUUGUUAUUUCUUCACCAGAAGUUGCAAAGGAGGUUUUAAAAACACAUGAUAUUAUCUUUGCAUCAAGGCCUCAUCUUCUUGCCACAGACAUAGCAUCUUACAAUUCAAUGGAUAUAGCUUUUUCACCUUAUGGUGAUUAUUGGAGACAACUUAGAAAGAUUUGUGCUAUUGAGCUAUUAAGCACAAGAAGAGUCAAAUCUCUUUGGCCAGUAAGACAAAAAGAGAUCAAUUAUCUCCUAAAGAAGAUUGCUUCAAAUGAAGGAUCAGAGUUCAAUCUCACUGAAGAAGUUAUGUCAAUGAUGUAUACAUUCACUUCAAAGGCUGCAUUUGGUAAGAAAUAUUUGGAACAAGAAGAGUUCAUAUCAGUUGUAAAACAACUUAUAAAACUUGCUGGAGGGUUCUAUAUUGGUGACUUGUUUCCUUCAGCUCAAUGGAUUCAAAAUAUAUCUGGAUUGAAGCCUAAGCUUGAGAAGUUAAGCCAACAAGUAGACAGGAUACUGGGCCAUAUCAUCACUGACCAUAAAGAGAAAAUUUCAAGAAGAGAAAACGAAGGUUUGCCUGAAGCUGAGGAAGAUCUGAUUGAUUGUCUCCUAAAAUUUGUGGAAAGUGGCAGUGACAUGGAUUUUGAAUUAACUAUUGAUAAUGUCAAGGCUAUAAUUCUGGAUGUGUUCUCUGCUGGAAGUGAGACUGCAGCAACUACUGUUAAUUGGGCAAUGGCUGAGAUGAUAAAGGAUCCAAGAAUUUUGAAGAAAGCACAAGCUGAAGUAAGAAAUGGAUUUGAUAGGAGAGGAAUGGUUGAUGAAGCUACGAUUGCUGAGUUCAAAUAUUUAAAAUCAAUCAUCAAAGAGUCAUUAAGAUUACACCCUUCCGUUCCUCUCCUUCUUCCAAGGGAAAGUCGAGAAGCUUGUGAGAUUAAUGGCUAUCGUAUACCUGUAAAAAGUAGAGUCCUAAUAAAUGCUUGGGCAAUGGGAAGGGAUCCUAAAUAUUGGAAUGACCCAGAUAAGUUUUAUCCUGAAAGGUUUAUUGAUAGCUCUAUUGAUUUCUCAGGAACUAAUUUUGAGUUCAUUCCAUUUGGUGCUGGUAGGAGAAUUUGUCCCGGCAUGAACUAUGGUUUGGCUAAUGUAGAGCAGGUCCUUGCACUUUUAUUGUAUCAUUUUGAUUGGAAACUUCCCAAUGGAAUGAAAAACGAGGAAUUAGAGUUGGGAGAAGAGUUUGGAGUUACUAUGGCAAGAAAGGGUGACCUUUACUUGAUUCCCAUUACAUCUCAUCAGUCGCUUGUAAUCUAAAAAGAAGGAGGUUUUAUAAAAGUUGUACUACCUGAAGAUUGAAAUGUUAUGUUAGCUGUUGUUUAGAGUGAAAUGUUAUGCUACAUUCUGGAUUUACCAUAAGUAGCUUAUUUAUACUUGUUGUUUAUUGUUUAAAGUGAAAUGUUAUCUUAUUUUCAUUUUAGUGGGUAAAGAA